Salvelinus sp. IW2-2015 is the source of this 536-nucleotide messenger RNA. The record is from RefSeq and is a predicted model, not a curated record. Lineage: Eukaryota; Metazoa; Chordata; Actinopteri; Salmoniformes; Salmonidae.
AACGGCUUGUUGUUGUGACGGAACACUACGAAAGCAGUAUAAAUGAUUUCCAGAAACAGGUUCAAACUGUCAGCCCAGAGAGAGUUCUCCAGAUAGCCUAUGAGGCCUUGGAGGGACUAGAGUUUAUGAACAAACAUGGAAUGGUUCACAGAGCCCUCAAUGCACAGAAUUUCCUCAUGGAUGGCAAGGGCAAGGUGAAGCUGGCUAAGUUUGGGCUCUAUUACAUGACAGACCACGGGGCGGAUGUGGACUUUCCUAUUGGGUACCCAUCCUAUCUGGCUCCAGAGGUCAUCGCCCAGGGGCUCAGUCCACCUAGUGACCCCUCCCAGGGGAGAACCCUUCCCUCGGGCCAAGACAGAGUGUGGUCCCUGGGCCUGCUCUUUGAGCUGUGUGCAGGUAGAAGACUACUGCAGAACAUUGAAAUAAGCGAGAGAUUGAAAUUCAUCAUCACCUUGGGUUGCAUGACGACAUAGUCACAGUCCUUGCAGAGGAGCACGGAUGCUUGGAUGCGAUUAGGGAGCUGCCUGAGAACGUCC